This is a messenger RNA of Pelodiscus sinensis (Chinese soft-shelled turtle), 4528 nucleotides long. Lineage: Eukaryota; Metazoa; Chordata; Testudines; Trionychidae. The record is from RefSeq and is a predicted model, not a curated record.
GAGGGGCAGGGGCUACUCUGGUCUGCACGGGCACCGACAUGAAGCUGCUGCGUCCCUCCAGCCCCGAAAACCACUACGCCGCCCUCCGGCACCUCUACCAGGACUGCCAGGUGGUGCAGGGCAACCUGGAGAUCACGUACCUGGGGCCGGACGCCAACACGACCUUCCUCAAGGUGAGCGACUUGGCGGGGCUUGAACUCAGCACCUUCCCUUCGCCCAUCCUGGGAGACAACUACCUGGCCACGGAGGUGGGCUCCUUGAGCACGGAGAGCGCGCAGAAAUGCGAGAAGUGCAGCAAGCCCUGCCCGGAAGUCUGCUACGGGCUGGGCAUGGACACGCUGAAGGGCGUCCGGGCCGUCAACUCCUCCAACAUCCAGGCCUUUGCCCGCUGCACCAAGAUCUUCGGCAGCUUGGCCUUCCUGCCCGAGACCUUCAAGGGGGAUCCUGCCACCAACACGGCGCCCUUGGACCCGGAGCAGCUCAAGAUCUUCGAGAGCCUGGAGGAGCUGACAGGGUUCUUAUACAUCGAGGCCUGGCCAGAGACCUUCCCCGACCUGAGCAUCUUCCAGAACCUCCGGAUCAUCCGAGGACGGGUGCUUCACAACGGCGCCUACGCUCUGACGCUGCAGAACCUGCCCAUCGUCUCGCUGGGCCUGCGCUCGCUGCGGGAGAUCAGCAGCGGGAUGGUGCUGGCCCACCAGAACCCCAACCUCUGCUUCCUCCAGAACGUGCCCUGGGGAGAGCUCUUCAGGAGCAGGCGCCAGAUGUUAGAGCGAGGGGCUGGUGUGCUUCCACCUCUGCAAGCUGGGGCAGUGCUGGGGGCCGGGCUCGAUGCCGGGCAGGAGUGCGUGGAGUCCUGCAACUUUCUGGACGGGGCCACCCGGGAACACGCCAACGGGACCCGCUGCCUCCCCUGCCACCCCGAGUGCUUGCCCCAGAACGGCACGGAGACCUGCAACGGCUCGGAGGCGGACCAGUGCACGGCCUGCGCCCAUUACAGAGAUGGGCAGCACUGCGUGGAGAAGUGCCCCAGUGGCGCCAAGGCGGAUUCCUCCUUCGUGACUAUCUGGAAGUAUCCGGACGAACACGGCGUCUGCCAGCCGUGUCCCACCAACUGCACCCACUUGUGCACGAUCCGGAAUGAGGACGGCUGCCCCGUGGAUCAGAAGCCAAGCCAGGUGACGUCCAUCAUCGCCGGCGUGGUCGGCGCCCUCCUGGCUCUGGUCUUGAUCCUGAUCAUCGUCGUGUGCAUCAAGCGGCGGUGGCAGCAGGAGCGGAAGCACACAUGCAGCCAGGCCUCCCAGGGCACCUGGCUGCUGGAACAGCUGACUCCCAGCGGGGCUCUCCCCAACCAAGCCCAGAUGCGGAUCCUGAAAGAGACGGAGCUUAAGAAGGUGAAAGUGUUGGGCUCCGGGGCCUUCGGCACCGUGUACAAGGGCAUCUGGAUCCCCGACGGCGAGAGCGUCAAGAUCCCCGUGGCCAUUAAAGUCUUGCGCGAGAACACGUCGCCCAAGGCCAACAAGGAGAUCCUGGACGUGAGUGGGGGGGCGCUGGGGUGACACGCCCGGCCCGGGGCAGGCAGAACGGAGCUCAGCCGGCCUGGCCUGGCCGCCGCACGUGGCUUUGCUCGCCGUCCCUGAGCCGCCGGGUCCCUCCUCGUCUCACGAGCGAGGUCGGUGCCUACCCGCCUCUGCUCCCAGGACCUGCUCAACUGGUGUGUGCAGAUCGCAAAGGGUAUGAGCUACCUGGAAGACGUGCGGCUGGUGCACCGGGACCUGGCUGCUCGCAACGUCCUGGUGAAAAGCCCCAACCACGUGAAAAUCACGGACUUCGGCCUGGCCCGGCUGCUGGACAUCGAUGAAACGGAGUACCACGCGGACGGAGGGAAGGUGCCCAUCAAGUGGAUGGCCCUGGAGUCCAUCCUGCGCCGGAGGUUCACGCACCAGAGUGACGUCUGGAGCUACGGCGUGACCGUCUGGGAGCUGAUGACCUUCGGCGCCAAGCCGUACGACGGGAUCCCGGCCCGAGAGAUUCCCGACCUCCUGGAGAAAGGCGAGAGGCUUCCCCAGCCUCCCAUCUGCACCAUUGACGUCUACAUGAUCAUGGUGAAAUGUUGGAUGAUCGACUCGGAGUGUCGCCCCCGGUUCCGGGAGCUGGUCACGGAGUUCUCCCGCAUGGCGAGGGACCCGCAGCGCUUCGUGGUCGUCCAGAAUGAGGACAAGAUGGGGCUGGCCAGUCCCAUAGACAGCACCUUCUACCGCGCCCUGCUGGAGGAGGAGGACAUGCAGGAUCUGGUGGAUGCUGAGGAAUACCUGGUCCCUCAUCAGAGUUUCUUCAAUGCAGAGCCCUCGGCCAACGGCCGUCGCGGGGCACACAGCGAGGCAGAGACCCAGGUGGACGCAGAGGAGGCAGAGGAACCGGCCCACUAUCCAUACCUGGCCCAGACUCACUUGGAGCAGUCAGAAGGGGGACAAAGGGAGGCCAGCAUCCUCCAGCGGUACUGCGAGGACCCCACCAGCGUUACAAGUGACGAGAACAAGGAGCCGGAAUCCGGGAGCUACAUCCUCCCGGCAUCCUGCGGCACGGCUCCAGAGUACGUGAACCAGAUGGGGGCUCGCCUCUCGCCGGGCAAGCACCAAAGAUCCCAGGGGUCCACGCUUGAGAAGCCAAAGGGACACCUGGGAAAGAACGGGCUAAUCAAGGAACCAAAGAGCCCUUUCCAAGGCAGCUUCGCCAGCGCAGUGGAGAAUCCGGAGUACCUGACCCCCCCCCACCUUUCCUUGGCCAAUGCUUUCACGCAGGCCUUUGACAAUCCCUACUACUGGAACCAGGACCCUUCCAAAGUCAACCCCACCGACGCAGGCUCCACCACCACGCCGACGGCGGAGAAUCCAGAAUACCUUGGCCUCCCCGUGCCCGUCACGCGGGCCAAGGACACGUCGGAUUAACGACCAGGGCCUGGUCCGCAGAGGAAGCUAUUUCAGCCAAGGCGACUUGGAUAGGUGUCGGUGUCUGGAUGGUAACAACUCGUGUGCCGAGUGGACGUGUCCUGUAACGAAGGGAUCCGGGGAGAACAGCACCAGAGCCCGGAACUACUGCCCAAGGGCAGCUCUGCCAGCCCUCUUGAAACUAGACCUGGCUGCAGAUUGGAGAGGAGCUGGAAGGACCGAACGGAGCUGGGCGACAUCUCACUCCAGCGAGCGUGGAGGGGCGUUCACCCAGCCUGUCCUUCCUCUAGCUACGAAAUCGGAUUCGUUUUGACAAACACCUUGGUGCCUAUGGGGUCUCUUCCAUCUUCACCUCCUCUGGGCAGGGACUGUCAGGUCCCUCCACUUCCGCAUGCCAACCAUGGGGCAGCUUUUGUUUAUAAAAGCCACAGUCUGGCCCAGGGGGGUUGACACGCGAGGGCUUUAAUGAGUGAUCCUGGCUGACUGGGAAAAUGUGAAACACCACCUCCAGGCACCGCAAACCCAGCCUCUUUUCCCUGUGCGGCAUCAGUAACAGGAAGGGUGGGGACAGAGAAGGGGGCUGAGCUCUUACAGCCUGAUGUGUGCGGUUAGGACACCAGUGGAAAAGUGUUAACAGGGAAGGGGUUAAAAGCGGCAGUGGCCUGGAGGCUGACUGCGGUAAGCAGCCCUCCCCGCCUCUGAGCUGCUCCCCCGAGGCCGGCAGACGGGGAUCACAGCAGGCACUGUAGUUCCGGGUUUCCCUGUGAUGAGUAAUCAAGCGCAGGGAGGGAGGAGGCAUGCCCCGACCAAGGACAGGACAGCUCAGGUGUCCAAUGCAGCACCCGUUCGGGAGAACAGGAUGGGAACAAGAGGCACAGAAUGGAGAGCAGGGUCCUUUCCCGUUGUGUCCAGCAACUACAGAAACCUGCUCACCAGACCGUCUGUGGCACAAGGCAUCAGCCCGCUGUCCGAGCCCUCUGGAAGAAGUGGUGAGGGGAGACAGGUAUUGGUGUGCUCCAAUACAGCCUCUCAGCCCACAAGGUCAGCCACUGCGCUGCACAGGCUGGCUGUGGCUUCCUGUUUCAGGAACUAAUAGGCAGGACCGCAGCCAGCUCUCGCUGGAGUGGCAGGGUCUGCCUAAACGUGAAGGGUUCCUCCUGGAGGAUUUUUUUUUUUUUUAAAUCAGCACUCGCUUGUUGCCAGUCCAAACAUUAAAAAGCGCUGCACAUUACACGACAGAUCACCGAGCCUCUUCCAAAACCGGCUUCCGGUGGUGCAAUCCCGCAGACACUUCUGGUAAAGACGCCCUCGAUCGGUUUCAGUUUACACUGGGUUUUCAUGCAGUGCCCCAGAGAACAGUCAAAUGCUCCAUGUGUCCCCCCUCAAUUCAAACCUACCCACGCAGGAAAGCGAUUUGCUCUCAUGAAAGUUCUCUGGGGGACGAGUUGACCUAAGACAUCCCCACAUCCUCUUUUAAAACGUUAGUUUUACGCAUUGUAGAAGGUGACUGCUGGAUUACUUUUUAACCAACUGUAUCAAAACUAUUUGUAUAUUUGAGAAUUGUACAUGGUUUUUCUACU